Molecule: messenger RNA, 4226 nt
Organism: Carlito syrichta (Philippine tarsier)
Lineage: Eukaryota; Metazoa; Chordata; Mammalia; Primates; Tarsiidae
Gene: TBC1D9B
Product: TBC1 domain family member 9B
Exons: 21
Coding region: 313-3648 (1111 amino acids)
Molecular function (GO): calcium ion binding
Source: RefSeq, a predicted model, not a curated record
GGUCUUCUUGUGGGCACCCUGGACGUGGUCCUGGACUCAAGCGCCCGUGUGGCCCCGUACCGCAUCCUGCACCAGACCCAGGACUCGCAGGUCUACUGGACGGUGGCAUGUGGUUCUUCCCGCAAAGAGAUCACAAAACACUGGGAAUGGCUGGAAAACAACUUGCUCCAGACACUGUCCAUCUUCGACAGUGAGGAAGACAUCACCACCUUUGUCAAGGGCAAGAUCCAUGGCAUCAUUGCGGAGGAGAACAAGAACCUGCAGCCCCAGGGAGACGAGGACCCUGGGAAGUUGAAGGAGGCCGAGCUGAAGAUGCGGAAGCAGUUCGGGAUGCCCGAGGGUGAGAAGCUGGUCAACUACUACUCCUGCAGCUUCUGGAAGGGCCGCGUGCCGCGGCAGGGCUGGCUCUACCUGACGGUUAACCACCUGUGCUUCUACUCCUUCCUGCUGGGGAAGGAAGUGAGCCUGGUGGUACAGUGGGUGGACAUCACACGGCUGGAGAAGAGUGCCACGCUGCUGUUCCCCGAGAGCAUUCGUGUGGACACUCGUGACCAGGAACUCCAUUUCUCCAUGUUCCUCAACAUCGGCGAGACCUUCAAGCUCAUGGAGCAGCUGGCCAACCUGGCGCUGCGGCAGCUGCUGGACCGCGACGACUUCCUGGAGGAUGAGGCCCCGCCCAGGCCUGUCCGGCCCCACAGGAACACCUCGGCCCUGAAGCGAGACCUGGACGCCCGUGCCAAGAACGAGUGCUACCGGGCAACGUUCCGGCUGCCGCGGGACGAGCGGCUGGAUGGCCACACAGGCUGCACCCUGUGGACGCCAUUCAACAAGCUGCAUAUCUUCGGUCAGAUGUUCAUCUCCAACAACUACAUCUGCUUUGCCAGCAAGGAGGAGGACGCAUGCCACCUCAUCAUCCCUCUGCGGGAGGUGACCAUUGUCGAGAAAGCAGACAGCUCCAGCGUCCUGCCCAGCCCACUGUCCAUCAGCACCAAGAGUAAGAUGACCUUCCUCUUUGCCAACCUGCAAGACCGCGAUUUCCUGGUUCAGAGGAUCUCCGACUUCCUCCAGAAGACGCCGUCCAAGCAGAUGGGCUGCGUCAUCAAGGGCAGGAGAGCCAGCAUUGCCGAGCCUGGCGCAGAGUCCCCCCUAGCUCCUGAGAUGGUGACGGAGCUCCCUGCCAGCCCUGACUCUCCCCCGGGCGGCCACCCGGGCUUCGGUGCACAGGAGGCGCCCACCUCGUCCCAGGGCCUGCUCAAGCUCUUCCAGGGGAACUCACCCGUGGAGGACCUCGGUGCCAAGGGGGCCAGGGAGAGGAUGAAGGAAGAAUCGUGGAACAUCCACUUCCUCGAGUACGGCCGGGGCGUGUGCAUGUACCGCACGGCCCAGACGCGGGAGCUGGUCCUCAGGGGCAUCCCCGAGAGCCUGCGCGGCGAGCUGUGGCUCCUCCUCUCUGGGGCCUGGAACGAGAUGGUGACCCACCCCGGCUACUACGCCAGGCUGGUGGAGGAGUCCAAGGGGCGGUACAGCCUGGCCACAGAGGAGAUUGAGCGCGACCUGCACCGCUCCAUGCCCGAGCACCCCGCCUUCCAGAACGAGCUGGGGAUCGCCGCGCUGCGGCGGGUGCUGACCGCCUAUGCCUUCCGGAAUCCCACCAUUGGCUACUGUCAGGCGAUGAACAUUGUGACGUCGGUGCUGCUGCUCUACGGCAGUGAGGAAGAGGCCUUCUGGCUCCUGGUGGCCCUCUGUGAGCGCAUGCUGCCAGACUACUACAACACCAGGGUGGUGGGGGCCCUGGUGGACCAAGGCAUCUUUGAGGAGCUCACAAGGGACCUCCUGCCGCAGCUCUCGGAGAAGAUGCAAGACCUGGGUGUGAUCUCCAGCAUCUCGCUGUCCUGGUUCCUGACGCUCUUUCUCAGCGUCAUGCCCUUCGAGAGUGCCGUGGUCGUCGUCGACUGCUUCUUCUACGAGGGCAUCAAGGUGAUCCUGCAGGUGGCCCUGGCCGUCCUGGAUGCCAACACGGAGCAGCUGCUGGGCUGCAGCGACGAGGGCGAGGCCAUGACCGUGCUGGGCAGAUAUUUGGAUCAUGUGGUCAAUAAGCAGAGUGUUUCCCCUCCCAUCCCCCACCUCCAUGCCCUGCUGACCAGCGGAGAUGAGCCCCCCACGGAGGUGGACAUCUUUGACCUCCUGAAAGUCUCCUAUGAGAAAUUCAGCAGCCUGCGGGCUGAGGACAUCGAGCAGAUGCGGUUCAGGCAGAGACUGAAAGUGAUCCAGUCCCUGGAGGACACCGCCAAGAGGAGUGUGGUCCGUGCUAUACCCGUGGACAUUGGCUUCUCCGCCGAAGAACUGGAGGACCUUUACACGGUGUUUAAGGCCAAGCCCCUGGCCAGCCAGUAUUGGGGCGGCAGCAGCUCAGCCGCCAGCCGCCGGGAUCCCAGCCUGCCCUACCUGGAGCAGUACCGCAUUGGCGCCAGCCAGUUCCGCGAGCUCUUCGCCAGCCUGACGCCCUGGGCCUGUGGCUCCCACACACCGGUGCUGGCCGGGCGCGUGUUUCGGCUGCUGGACCAGAACAGGGACUCACUGAUCAAUUUCAAGGAAUUCGUGAUGGGCAUGAGCGGGAUGUACCACGGGGACCUGACGGAGAAGCUCAAGUUGCUCUACAAGCUGCACCUCCCGCCAGCCCUGAGCCCGGAGGAAGCAGAGUCAGCCCUGGAGGCGGCCCAUUACUUCACGGAGGGCAGCUCCUCAGAAGCAUCUCCUCUGGCCUCAGACCUGGAUCUUUCCCCGCCCUGGGAGGCUCAAGAAACUUCGCCACAGGAGAGGCGAGAAGGCAGCAGAAAUGAGGACGCCCGAGAGAAAGGAGGAGAGGAGAAGGGGACCAGCCCUCCGGACUACCGGCACUACCUCCGGAUGUGGGCCAAGGAGAAGGAGGCUCAGGGGGAGACGAUCAAGGACCUUCCCAGGAUGAACCAGGAGCAGUUCAUCGAGCUGUGCAAGACGCUGUACAACAUGUUCGGCGAGGACGCCCUGGAGCAGGAGCUGUACCACGCCAUCGCCACAGUGGCCAGCCUCCUGCUGCGCAUCGGCGAGGUGGGGAAGAAGUUCUCGGCCCGGGCGGGCCGCAAGCCCCAGGACGGCGUCCCCGAGCAGGACAGGCCCCCGACGCCCGAAGCCCAGCCUGCCGCGGCCCCGGAGCUGCUCCCUCCGGCCACAGGGGAUCUCCAGGCCCAGGGCGGCGGCGACACGCACCUGGGGAGGGCGCCACAGGAUAGCCAGGCGGUGGUGGACGGCGGCAGCGGCGAGGGCCAGGGCUCGCCCCCCCAGCUGCUGUCUGACGAUGACACCAAAGACGAUGUGUCCGUGUCCUCAUACUCGGUGGUCAGCGUGGGCUCCCUGCCGUGCGAGGACCUGCCGGACGACACGGUGCUAGUGGGUGGGGAGGCCCGCAGCCCCACACGCAGCGGGGGCUCGGUCGACGCCGACUGGUGCAUCUCCUUUGAGCAGGUCCUGGCCUCUGUCCUCACGGAGUCCGUGCUGGUGAACUUCUUCGAGAAGAGGGUGGACAUUGGCCUCAAGAUCAAGGACCACAAGAAAGUGGAGAGGCAGGUCAGCACCUCCAGUGACUACGAGCCUCCGGGAGCUUCGGGCUAACCUGUGGCCGCCGCUGAGACCGCGCCCCCUCGCUCGCCGCUGUCCCCAGGCUCCCCUUCCUGCUCUCCGGGGCAGCGUGUGGGGCCAGGAAAGAAGGCCGAGGUGGACACUGUCACCGGAGCCCAGGCAGCACCCGCCGGGGGCCCGGAAGAGGCCGACUGCUCCCACCUCCCCCGCCCAGCGGGCCCACCUUGUAGUGCUAGAGGCUCAGACCUGCCCUCUCGCCUCCGCCUCUGCACCCCGAGCCGCAGGCACAGGCCGCACUCUUGCAGCUGUGCAGGCCAGGCUUGUCCCCACCACUUGGCGCCAGGUGGGCGUCUCAGGCCGUGCGUUUGUGGGGACCAAAGGGGAGACCUUCAGGCUGCUCUCCAGGAGCCAGGGGCCCAGCCUCCUGAGGAGCGCAGGCGCCAAGCACCCACUGCACAGGCAGAUGCCGCCAGGCCUAGGCCCUCAGCUGCCACCCGCACCAGGAGCGUGAGAGCACACCCUCAGGUCCUGGUGCACAGCCCUGGAUUCACGCAGUUGGCUAAAAAUCACACUGUGCUCAAUGCCUUAAUAAAUCCCUAAGAGAAAAUCCA